AUGAUUCAGGCAAGUCGUACAGAGGAACCUGAUAGUGAAUUUCAAAUUACAAGUAAUGUACUAUCAGCUUCACCAUCAACUUCACCAUUAACAUCAAGACCAUGGCUUAAACGAGCACGAAUAAUUACUGCUUUAAUUUAUAUUCUACUUCAAACUGCUUAUUUUAUAUUCAUAGUCAUUUGUAUCGCACUUUAUCCACGCUGUGAAAAAGCACCUGCAACAUCAUGGUGGACAAAUGGUGUAUUUCUACGUUUGUCAACUCGUACAAUGAAAUUUAAUAAUUUAACUGAAAAAAUUAGUGAUUACAAAAAGGAUUUCGAUCUACAAGCUCUUUGGCUUAGUCCAAUUUUUCCAUUAUCAAAUGAAUUAAAUCCACUUGAAUGGAAACGUGUUGAUAGUAGUUUGGGUAAUGUAAGUGAUUUAACUGGUCUUAUUGGUAAAGCACAUGAAAAUGGUAUUCAAAUACUUGUUGAUUAUCCAUUAAAUCAUCUAUCUAUUCAAUCAAAUUAUUUUACUUCAAAUGAUGAUUCUUAUUUUGUAUGGAAUGAUCAAGGUAGUACAAAUAAUUGGAAAACAAUUAAUGAUAAUCAACAAUCAGCAUGGACUUAUAAUGAUAGAAAAAAUUCAUUUUAUUUACAUCAAUUUAAUAAUGAUAAUGAUUCAAUUGAUAUUAAUUAUCGAAAUAAUCGUGUUUUUAAUGAUAUGAUUGAUUCAUUUUCUUUUUGGGAUAAAAAUUUUCAUAUCGAUGGAUUUAAUUUACAAGGUAUUAGUUUUGCAUAUGAAGAUUAUGAAUAUAAAAAUGAAACAAAUGAUAAUAGUAGUCGAUUGAGACAUCUCGAUGAAGAUUAUCUUUUACUUGCACGUAUUAGAGCUGAAAUCGACAAGGAUAAAAUCUUACUUCUUGAUAAAAUUGAUUCAUUAGCUACAUCUAAUGAACAAUUAUUAACACGUUAUUAUGGUGAUAAAAAUAAAUAUUUAGGUGGUGUACAAUUAGCUUCAUUAAAUAAUUAUAUAUUAGUUAAUGAAAAUAAAACGAAUCUAACAUUAUUGUUUAAAGAGUACUAUAAUUCAAUAUUUUUUAAAAACAAACAACCAUUUCUUUGGUCAUCUUUAUCAUCAAAUUCUACAUUAAAUGAAGCUUUUUUUGCUGCAUGUUUAUUUCAUAAUGGUUCUAUUGCUAUUGAUAUUGAACGUCAAGACAAUCAAUUUUCAGAAAACCAACGUACUCGUCUUCGUGAAAUAAUACAACUUACACAAAUAGAUGUUUUUCGUGUUGGUCAUGUUCGUCAAACUAUUCUUCCUAAAUCAAAUUGGUUAACCAUUGAGUUAACAAGACGAGGUGAAAAAAACCAUAUGAUUAUUAUUAAUUUUAAUCACUAUGAUGAAAAGGAUAAAAUUGAAUUAAAAGAAGGAAAAACAGAUGCAGUUGAAGUUAUUUUAACUAAUAAGGAAAAUCCUGACAGCAAAUAUGAAAAAAAUACAUUACUUUCAAUGACACAAGAUAUUGAAUUAAAAUCUUAUGAAUAUCUUAUUAUUCGUUGGUCACGAUCUAUUGAAGGACUUGGAAUUAUUUUUUGA
Molecule: messenger RNA, 1578 nt
Organism: Rotaria sp. Silwood1
Lineage: Eukaryota; Metazoa; Rotifera; Eurotatoria; Philodinida; Philodinidae
Source: the annotation of a GenBank genome assembly